Messenger RNA from Diaporthe citri, 1590 nucleotides. RefSeq lists its product as uncharacterized. Bases 1 to 1590 code for a protein of 529 amino acids. Gene Ontology annotation, molecular function: monooxygenase activity; oxidoreductase activity, acting on paired donors, with incorporation or reduction of molecular oxygen; iron ion binding. The record is from RefSeq and is a predicted model, not a curated record. The transcript has 7 exons. Lineage: Eukaryota; Fungi; Ascomycota; Sordariomycetes; Diaporthales; Diaporthaceae.
AUGUUCAACCUACCGGAUGGCACGACUUUCCUCCUUCUCGGCGCCUCCCUUCACAUUCUCGCGUUGAGAAAAGGGGAAUGGGAUCUUGACGUGUUUAAGAUCUUGACCACAGCAGCAGCAGCUCCAUUGGCACUUACGUUGUGCCAGAUAUCCCUUCAUGGGGUGACUUUCUCAUCCGCACUCUGGAGGUCAUGCUACCUCGUCGCGAGCUUGCUAGUCGGCAUGCAUCUUAGCAUGGUCGUCUACCGGGUCGGCUUCCACCGCCUGAACCGAUUCCCUGGUCCACUCCUGGCACGAGUGUCGAACUUCUACAUCACUGGAGUGGCGUUUAGGAGACAUCAGGAGUAUUCCGAGCUUGACAAUCUUCAUGCACAAUACGGCGACGUCGUUAGGAUAGGCCCUUCGACGCUGUCCAUCGCCGACCCACAAGCCCUCCACGCAGUCCACCUCAACCCCAGGUGCCUGAAGGGCCCGUGGUACCAGGUCCUCGCACCGGAGAGCUCCAUCCAGACAGACAGGGACGCCGCCGGGCACGCGGCGAGGCGGAAGGUCUGGGACCGUGGCUUCAGCACCAAGGCGCUACGCAACUACGAGCCGCGCGUUGUGCACUACACAGACAAGCUCGUCGCGCACAUCAACUCCCACGUGGGACAGGGACAGGGCCAGGGCCAGCAAAAGCCGCUCGACGCCUCGCUGUGGUUCAACUUCUACUCGUUCGACGUCAUGGGCGACCUGUCGCUGGGUGAGAGCUUCGGGAUGCUGGACCGCGGCGAGGUGCACUACGCCAUGAGGACCCUGCACAGCUACAUGUUCAUGCUCGGGGUGUUUGGGCACGUGAUGUGGGCGUUCCGGGUCAUUGGGAACCUUCCGCUUGUGGGCGCUGAGAAUGUGAGGUUUAAGGCGUGGGUUGCGGAGCAGGUGAAGAAGAGAAUCGAGAACCCGCCGGAUACCCCUGAUGUUUUCAGCUGGAUCAUCGACGAGUACGACUCCAAGCCCCAUCGGACGGAGGGUGAGAGGCUGAAUCUCAACGCUGAUGGCCUGACCAUCACCAUCGCAGGAAGUGACACAGUAGCUGCCGCGCUCUCAUGCCUCUUCAUGGAGCUGGCCACGCGCCCCGAGGUGGCGAAAGCACUCCAGGAAGAGCUCGACGCCUUCUUCCAGAAAAACACGGAGCCCGACGCCAACGCCUUGUCGAGGCUCAAGUACCUGCAGGCCUGCAUCGACGAAGCAUUACGGAUCAUGCCGGUCGUUCCGUCAGGCGGCCAGCGGAUAACGCCACCCGAAGGCCUGGAGAUCAGCGAGGACUUGUUCAUUCCCGGUGACACGAUUGUACAGGUUCCAACUUACACUUUACACAGAGAUGAGCGGAAUUUCGAACAUCCUAAUGAGUUCAUCCCCGAGCGAUGGACUUCGAAGCUUGAGCUGAUUAGGAAUUCUUCUGUGUACUCGCCCUUCUCGAUUGGUCCAUACAACUGUGUUGGCAAACAAUUGGCCUAUAUGGAGAUCCGCAGCGUGACGAGCAAUAUUCUGCGCCGGUAUAAUGUAGGGCUGGCUCCGGGCCAGACGAGAGGGGCAUUUGUGGAUGAGUGA